AUGGAAGAUGUAGACUUUAAUUUAACUGCUAAAAAUAGAGACAGAUUUACACAGAAUCUUAAUACAUUUAAGAGAGAGUUGACUAACGGCAAUGUUAUAUUGGUUCCUCCGCCAAUGGAUGCCAAGACGAAUAU
Molecule: messenger RNA, 134 nt
Organism: Racocetra fulgida
Lineage: Eukaryota; Fungi; Glomeromycota; Glomeromycetes; Diversisporales; Gigasporaceae
Source: the annotation of a GenBank genome assembly